Exserohilum turcica Et28A is the source of this 4181-nucleotide messenger RNA. RefSeq lists its product as uncharacterized. Lineage: Eukaryota; Fungi; Ascomycota; Dothideomycetes; Pleosporales; Pleosporaceae. Gene Ontology annotation, biological process: telomere maintenance via recombination; telomere maintenance via telomerase; double-strand break repair. Gene Ontology annotation, cellular component: condensed nuclear chromosome; nucleus; Mre11 complex. The transcript is spliced from 2 exons. Bases 31 to 3951 code for a protein of 1306 amino acids. Gene Ontology annotation, molecular function: single-stranded telomeric DNA binding; G-quadruplex DNA binding; ATP hydrolysis activity. The record is from RefSeq and is a predicted model, not a curated record.
CCCCCGCCGCCCUGCGCGCGCACCGCCGCCAUGUCCAAAAUCGACCGCAUGAUGAUCCAGGGCAUCCGCUCCUUCGGCCCGGAAAAAGGCGAGACCAUCGUCUUUACCGCCCCGCUGACCCUCAUCGUCGGCUGGAACGGCUCCGGCAAGACGACCAUCAUCGAGUCGCUCAAGUAUGCCACCACCGGCGACCUGCCCGCCAACAGCAGGACCGGCGGCGCCUUCAUCCACGACCCCAAGCUGCGCAACGAGAAGGAGCUGCUCGCCCAGGUCAAGCUGUCCUUCCGCUCCACCUCGGGCGUGCGCAUGGUGGCCACGCGCAACCUGCAGGUGACGGUCAAGAAGAACGCCCGCAGCCAGAAGACGCUCGAGGGCUCGCUGCUCAUGAUCAAGGACGGCGAGAAGCACUCCAUCUCGACCCGCGUCGCCGAGCUCGACCAGAUCAUCCCCCAGUAUCUCGGCGUCUCCAAAGCCAUCCUGGAAAACGUCAUCUUCUGCCACCAGGAAGACAGCCUGUGGCCAUUGGCCGACGCCACCACCCUCAAGAAGAAGUUUGAUGAAAUCUUCGAGGCCCUCAAGUACACAAAAGCCAUUGAGAACAUCAAGCUAAUUCGGAAAGCCCGCAACGUCGACCUGGGCCAGCUCAAGAUAAUCGAGGCCAAUGCCAAGGAGGACAAAUCACGCGCAAAGAAGAGCGAGGACAGGCAGGCCAAGCUGUUUGACGAGAUCGAGAAGCUGCGCGAGACAUACACACAGGUCGAUGCAAAAUGCACAGAGGCCCAGCAGAAGGCGAGCGACGCCUUCAACCAUGCCGCCCGUUUCGAGCAGAUUGUCGCGCAACUAGACGCCAAGCGCAUGACGCUCGGCAUCAACCAGCAGAACGUGGCAGAGCUGCAGGAUAAUCUGAAAGAGCUGGCCGAAUCGGAUGAAGAGCUGCAGGACAUGCUAGACCAGUACGAGGAGCGAGUGGCGACCUACUCCACACAGGUCACAGAGUUCAAGGAGCAAUAUCUCGAACUGAAGAACAAGCUGGAAGAGAGACGGGAUGCCCUGGGAGCAAAGCAGAGCGAGAUUGGAAAAUACGAGGCACAAAAAGAGCAGCACGAGCAGCAGAUCCAAUAUCGUGAGAAUUCCAUAAAGGAAGCUGCAAAGCGACAUGCUAUCCGAGGCUUCGACUAUGCCAUCACGGAAAAGCAGGUGGCCGACUUUCAGCAGAUCUUGACCAAGAUGUCCCGCGACCAGAACAAGACUCUCGAUCGAGCACGCGAGGAAUCCCAGCGUGAUCUCCGUGAAGCCCAAGAGGCUCUCAACCAGCUGAACACACGCAAAUCUGGACUGUGUCAGAGCAAAGAGUCUGCCCGCAGUCAGAUCACGAGCAACGACAAACGCAUUGCCGAGCUUCAAAGGACCGUGAACCAGAUCAAGGCGGACGAAGGCAGCGAGGCCAUUCUGCAAGACAGGAAGCGGGAUGUCGAGAAGCAAUUGCAAGAUGCGGUGGCUUCAGCUGCUUCUGAGCGCUAUGAGGAACGCAUAUCAGAAGCCUCGGCCAAUCUACGAGCAUUGGAGGACCGCAAAGAGCGCCUGACGGCUGAAUUUGGCAACGCGUCAAAGCAGGCUCGGGAAUCUGCCUCUAUCGAUGUCAAGCGGGACGAGCUGCAUAGCCAGCAACACAGCUUAGCGACCAUGAAGAGAGUCCACAACGAGCGUCUUUCCCAGCUUGUUGAUCCAGACUGGGAUCCAACCACCUUGGAAACAACCUUCCAACAGGUGCUUUCAGAAAAAGCGGAUAAAGCAAAGGAGGCUGCAUCGCGCCGCGACAUUGCGCAGACCAAGUUGGAUCAAGUCAAUUUCCAAAUGUCCAGCCUGGAAUCGCAAAUGAAGCAGAAGCAGACUGUACUCGAAAAAUACGAGACCACGGUCAAGGAAUCCAUACAAAAGGACGAUAUUUCAGAUUUUGAUGGGACUUUGCAAGAGCUUGAAGAAGAGUACCAGGCCAUCUCCUCAGACAAGGCCAAAUUUGACGCACAGAUUGACUACAUGAGUAAAUGUUUAGAGUAUGCCGAACAGCACAACAUCUGCAGACUAUGCAAGAGGACUCUUCAUGAUGAUGACGAGGAAGACUUCACAACGGCUGGCUUCAUAAAGGGACUGAAGGACAUUAUUGCAAAAGCAAAGAAAAACAUGGAAGCGGACAAUCCGGAUGUGGUCUUUGCUGAGCUGGAGGCUGCCCGCAACGCCAAGCCUAGCUAUGAAUUGGCGAUUCGUCUACGUAACACUGAAAUCCCCGCAAUCCAAGCGAACCUUGCUAAGUUGACCGCUGAGCGGGACACGCUCAACAAGCAACUCGAAAAUCAGGACGCUGUUGUGUAUGAGCUGGAGGCUGCAAAGCAAGAAGUCGAAUCUCUGACAAAGGAGGUACAGACCAUUGUGGGGUACUACACAAGGGCACAGGAACUUGAAGCCGAGAUCACUGAACUGGCACAAAAGCAGAAAUCUGCCGGGCUCUCGCGGGGUAUUGAUGUUAUUCAGACCGACCUCAAGCAGGUGUCUGAUGAUGGCCGCGAUGCCAGAAACCUAUUGGACCAGCUUACUGCUGAUAGAGACAAGCUUCGCAGUAAGAUCAAUACACUUGAGCUGAGUGUACGUGAUAUCAGCGCCGAGCUGAACAAUGCUCAGUCCAAGCUGAAAGAGAAGCGGGCUCUUACCGACCGCGUGGACGAGUUAAGGAAAGAGAACAGCAAACAACGAGAAGCCAUGCACACUUUUGACCAGGAUAUUGCAAACAUUGAUCCUGAGAUUGAGCAAGCACAGUACAAAUACGAUGACAUCAAUCGCCGUGGCAACGACCGUGUUCAGCGUGCCUAUGAUGAAGCCUCCAAGUUGUCGGACAGCCUUCGCCAGCUCAACCAGGCUAAUGAGGAGAUUGCUGCCUACAUUGAACGUGGCGGCCCGGACCAGCUUGCUAACACACACCGAGAGAUUGAGAAUCUCCAGGGUGAGAUUGCACGCAUAGAAGCUAGCAUGACUGAUGUGACUCGAAAGAUUAAAAAGAUCGAAGACACGAUGCGAGACACAGAGGCCAGCAAACGCUCCAUUAGUGACAACUUGCGUUACCGAAAGGCGAAGCGCUCCCUCGAAGGCCUAGAAGCUGAGAUUCAAAAGCUCGAAGAGCAGGGUGCCGAGCGCGACAAGGAGCACUACGAGCGUGAAGCCGAGCACUGGGACCUACAAUAUCGCCAACUGAACAUUGAAAAAACGGGCGUUGAGCGGGAUAUGAAGAACAAAGACGAUCAGCUAACAGAGCUCAUGGACGAGUACAAGGAUCUCUACAAAGACUCUGCAGAGCAGUACCGUGAAGCACACAUCAAGGUCGAGGCUACCAAGGCUGCCAUUGAAGACCUGGGUCGUUAUGCUGGCGCUCUAGACAAGGCCAUUAUGAAGUACCACACGCUCAAGAUGGAGGAAAUCAAUCGUAUCCUUGCCGAACUGUGGCGGAAUGCAUACCAGGGUACGGACGUUGACACGAUCCGCAUUGCCUCUGAUGGUGACGGAAAAGGCAACCGGACAUACAACUACCGUGUUGUGAUGGUCAAGCAAGACACCGAGAUGGACAUGCGGGGGCGCUGUUCUGCCGGCCAGAAGGUCCUCGCUUCCAUUGUUAUUCGUCUGGCACUGGCUGAAUGUUUUGGUACAAACUGUGGGUUGAUUGCGCUCGACGAACCGACCACGAAUCUCGAUCAGCAGAACAUCAAGGGACUCGCAGAGUCCUUGUCUCAGAUCAUCCAGAGUCGGCGGAAGCAGGCAAACUUUCAGCUGCUCGUCAUCACGCACGACGAACAAUUCUUGCGCGAGAUGAACUGCGCCGACUAUACGGAUGUGUAUUGGCGUGUGGGCAGGGAUGUCAACCAAGAAAGUUACAUUGAGCGCCAGAACAUUGCCGAGGUGACUUAAUUCUGGCUAUGGUUUGAGCGUUCCAGCCGCGAGGCGGCAUCACGUUUGUUGUGGCAUUUCUGGUUCACUGGCGUUAUCAUGGCAUCAUAGCGACGGAGUUUGCACGAUACCCAUUAUAGAAUGGGAGUUCCACGGAACGGCAUGCCUGUUUGAGACAUUUACAUUGACUUUGCAUCAUUUAUCUCGCAUGACUUUAGCUUCACGAAGUCCUGACUCGACUAUACCAAAAA